Zea mays is the source of this 3220-nucleotide messenger RNA. RefSeq names its product probable inactive receptor kinase At2g26730. Gene Ontology annotation, molecular function: protein kinase activity; ATP binding; protein binding. Bases 1028 to 2992 code for a protein of 654 amino acids. The transcript has 2 exons. NCBI's taxonomy places the organism in Eukaryota, Viridiplantae, Streptophyta, Magnoliopsida, Poales, Poaceae. The record is from RefSeq and is a predicted model, not a curated record. Gene Ontology annotation, biological process: protein phosphorylation.
UCUUUCCCCACGGGGAUGUAAAUGGGGAAAAGUUCUCCCCCGACGGGUAAACGGGGACGGGGAUGGGGAAGCAUUCCCCAUCCCCGUUCCCCGCGGGGACCCGUUAAACUUACAUGUGACAAUGUUUUCAUGUAAUAGUUAAUGAUAAAAGUAAAGAAUUACCUUGUCCAAAGAUCACCCGUUGUACAAAUACAUUGAUUUUAAUGUGCACAUAAUGAAUUUUACAUUUAACAAUGUGUAUAAGUGAUAAUAUUUUACAUUAAUAACAAAUGAAGUACGAUUUAAUUAUAAUUUAAGCGGGGAUGGGGAUCCCCGACAGAGAUUUAUCCCCGCGGGGAACGGGGAUGGGGAAGAAAUGUCCCCCGCAAGUGUUCGUGGGGAUCCCCGCGGGGAAUUUUUUUUGUCGCGGGGACGGGUUUGGGGAGCUAAAACCCGACGGAGAAUUCCCCGUUGCCAUCCCUAGUCGUCUCGUCUCCCCUCCCUCUCCGCUGCAAAUUUGUCCGUUUGUUUGUUUGUUUUGGCAGACGCGGGGCCGGGGCAUCCAUCUAUUGCUUCCGACCCAAGUCACGGCUGGUACGCACGAUUGGCUACGGAUUACCGUACAGAGGCCGCGAUUGGCAGGGCGUUCCUGCUCCCUCCCUCUGUUGAGAUUGCAUGUGUAUAACCUAGGGUAGGGUACUUGACAUGGCACUGGCUGACCGCCGUCUCACAUCACAAACGACGCGCGCGACACGCCGGGCCGGGGCAUCGAUCCAUUGCUUCCGACCCACGGCUGACCAAGCAGAGAGUACUACGUCCAAUUGGUUACGCCCACGUGCUGUGCUCCCUCCAGCCGUCCAGCGCCCGGCACCGCCGCCGCCUACAUAAAUCCACACCAGACUGUUCCUCUGCUCUGAUGACCGGCCGCCCGGUUCAAGCACAAGCUAGCAAUGCCUCGUCUACGUCUUCCAGCGCGCCAGUGUCCACCCCGUAGGCCGUAGGAGUAGGACCGCAGCAGCGUGCCACUCCCACUCACACACCAUUCCAAAUGGACAGCCGCGCGCCCGCGCUGCUGCUGCUGCUGCUGCUGGCGUUGACCCUCUCCCUAGCGGCCACCGCGGGCGCAGACCCGCCGGAGCGGGAGCGGUCGGCGCUACGUGCCUUCCUAUCCGGAACGCCGCACGAGCGGCCGCUGCAAUGGAACGCAUCCCUCCCCACGUGCUAUUGGACGGGCGUCCGCUGCGACUCCCCCGCCAACGCCACGGUGACCGAGCUCCACCUCCCCGGGGUGGGCCUCGUCGGCGCCGUCCCUACCGGCACCCUCUCCGGCCUCCAGAACCUCCAGGUCCUGUCGCUGCGUGACAACCGCCUCGCGGGGCCCGUCCCGCCCGACGUCCUCGCUCUCCCGCGCCUCCGCGCGCUCUACCUCCAGGGCAACCUGCUGUCGGGCGCCGUCCCGCCGGAGCUCGCCACGGGGGCGCUGCCCGAGCUCGAGCACCUCGCGCUCUCGCGCAACCAGCUCUCGGGACCCAUACCGGACGCGCUGCUCGUGGGGCUGCCCAGGCUACGGUCGCUCAAGCUCGACGCGAACCGGCUCUCCGGUGGCCUGCCUGCUGGGACUGGGAGCGGCGCCAGGCUGGAGGCGUUCAACGUCUCGUUUAACGACCUCCAAGGACCCAUCCCCGCGAACCUCGCGCGAUUCCCGCCGGAGUCGUUCCAAGGGAACCCCGGCCUCUGCGGCAAGCCCCUCGUCGACCGCCCGUGCGCCGUGCCGUCCACGGGGGCGACGAAGAAACGGAAGCUUUCUGGCGCGGCGGUCGUGGCCAUCGCGGUGGGCUGUGGCGCGGCGGCCCUGCUGGUGGUGGUGCUCCUUCUAUCCCUGUGCGCGGUACGCCGGCGCCGUCAACACUCGGCGGCGGCGGAGGAGGCGAAGGCGACGCCGCCCACGCGCGGGCUGACGGCGUCGGGCGGCGACUUCACGUCCUCCUCCAAGGACAUCAGCGCUGCCGCCGGCAGCGCGGAGCGUGGCCGGCUGGUGUUCGUGGGGAAACACGCGCACCUCCGGUACAGCUUCGACCUGGAGGACCUGCUGCGCGCGUCCGCGGAGGUGCUCGGGAAGGGCGGCCUUGGCACGUCCUACAAGGCGGUGCUGGAGGACGGCGCCACCGUGGUUGUCAAGCGCCUGCGUGACGUGGCGGCGGCGCGGCGAGAGUUUGGCGCCUGCGUGGAGGCCGCGGCCGGAGCCGCCGAGGGGCACCGCAACCUGGUGCCGCUGCGCGGGUACUACUACUCCAAGGACGAGAAACUGCUCGUCCUCGACUACCUUCCCGGCGGCAGCCUCUCCGCCCGCCUCCACGGGAGCCGCGGCACCGGGCGGACGGCCAUGGACUGGGACGCGCGGGUGCGUGCCGCGCUGUGCGCCGCGCGCGGCGUGGCACACCUGCACACGGCGCACGGCCUGGCGCACGGCGACGUCAAGUCGUCGAACCUGCUGCUCCGCCCGGACCCCGACGCGGCCGCGCUGUCCGACUACUGCCUCCAGCAGAUCUUCCCGCCGGCUCCAGCGCGCCCCGGCGGGUACCGCGCGCCGGAGCUCGCGGACGCGCGCCGCCCGACGCUGUGGUCCGACGUGUACGCGCUGGGCGUGCUGCUCCUGGAGCUCCUGACGGGCAGGUCGCCCGCGCACCACGCGGCGUCCGGGUCCGGCCUGGACGACGGCGGGGCCAUGGACCUCCCGCGGUGGGUGCAGUCGGUGGUGCGCGAGGAGUGGACGGCCGAGGUGUUCGACGCGGAGCUGGCGCGGGCGGGCGGCGGCGCUGCGGAGGACGAGAUGGUGGCGCUGCUGCAAGUGGCCAUGGCGUGCGUGUCCACCGCGCCGGACGCGCGGCCCGGCGCCCCCGACGUCGUCAGGAUGGUCCAGGAGGUCAUCAGCGGGCGCACCACCACGGAGGAGAACGAGAGGAUUAGGGGCGCGGAGGAGGAGGCGGAGCGGUCCAGAGGCCCGACGCCGUGACGUGACGACGGUGCAACGCGACGCACACACGUACAUGGCAAAAUUGUUUGCUUUAAGUUUGUUCCAACACCUUCAUUGUUUAGUACAGUAUCUAACUCGGUCCGGCAUUGUUGUCUCGAUCGAGUAAUAAACAAAAAUACAAUUCUUAUUGUUAUUGUUGUAAGAUAUUCUUGAAAGAAAAUUGUACAUUGUAUAAAUUAGAUAUAUAUAUCGUCGCAUUGGAAAUAA